Molecule: messenger RNA, 3315 nt
Organism: Myripristis murdjan (pinecone soldierfish)
Lineage: Eukaryota; Metazoa; Chordata; Actinopteri; Holocentriformes; Holocentridae
Product: protein NLRC3-like
Exons: 7
Coding region: 1-3120 (1039 amino acids)
Molecular function (GO): protein binding
Source: RefSeq, a predicted model, not a curated record
AUGAGUGACUGUGUGGAGGAAGAGGAGGGCAGAGCAGAGUCUGCAGUGUCCAGCUGUCUGUCCAUGAAGAGUGACCGGUCUAAAGCAUAUCCUCCACUCUUCAGUGCUGAACCUGAACCUUCAGACACAAAGGACAGGAAGAGGAGUCGAGGUGAUGUGAAGGAGCAGCUGUCCUGCUGUGCUUUGUGUCAGGAGGUCCUGAGGGAUCCAGUCUCCACCAGCUGUGGACACUGGUUCUGCAGACGGUGCAUCAUCUCAUACUGGGACCAGUCUGAUCCAUCAGGAGAUCCUGCCUGUCCCCAGUGUGGAAAAAGAUCCAGAACAAGACCUGGACUGCAGACACCCAGUCAAACCAGUCCAGUGGACGGCGGUCUGCAGGAGGUUUUAGACGAGCAUAAGAUCAGUCUGAGGAGGAGAUGUGAAUUUGUGACAGAAGGAACUGCUGCAGCAGGAAGUGGAACCCCCCUCAACAGGAUCUACACUGAGCUCUACAUCACACAGGGACGGAGGGAAGAGGUUAAUACCCAACAUGAGGUGUGGCAGCUGGAGACAACAUCCAAGAUGGAGACCCUCAGUGACACUCCAAUCAAGUGCCAGGACAUCUUUAAACCCUUAGCUGGCCAAGACACACACAUCAGAGUAGUUGUGACGCAGGGCGUUGCUGGCAUUGGAAAAACCUUCUCAGUGCAGAAGUUCACACUGGACUGGGCAGAGGGCUUGGAAAACCAACAUGUCAGUCUUGUGGUUCUGCUUUCGUUCCGGGAACUGAACUUGAUCAAAGAUGAGCGCUACAGUCUUCUCCAGCUUCUCCGUGUUUUCCAUCCAACAUUACAGACGGUCACAGCAGAGAAGCUCGCCGUCUGUAAAGUCGUGUUCAUCUUUGACGGCCUGGAUGAAAGCAGGUUUUUAUUGGAUUUCCAGAACAAUGAGGUCGUGUCUGAUGUCACACAGACGUCAUCAGUAGACGUGCUGUUGACAAACCUCAUCAAGGGGAAUCUGCUUCCCUCGGCUCUCCUCUGGAUAACGUCCAGACCUGCGGCAGCCUAUCAGAUCCCUCCUACAUGUGUGGACAGGGUAACAGAAGUGCGAGGGUUCACUGACCUCCAGAAGACGGAGUACUUCAGGAGGAGAUCCGGUGAUGAGGAGCUGUGCAGCAGAAUCAUCUCACAUAUCAAGGAGUCCAGGAGCCUCCACAUCAUGUGCCACAUCCCAGUCUUCUGCUGGAUCACUGCUACAGUCCUGGAGCACAUGUUGACUACAGACCAGAGAGGAGAGCUGCCCAAGAGCCUGACUGACAUGUACUCACACUUCCUGCUGGUUCAGACACAGAGGAAGAAGCACAAGUACAAUGAGAGACAUGACAGGAGUCAGCAGGAGCUGAUGGAGACUGACAGGGAAGUUCUUCUGAAGCUGGGCAGGCUGGCGUUUGAACAUCUGGAGAAAGGCAACCUGAUGUUCUACCAAGAAGACCUGGAGGAGUGUGGUCUUGAUGUCAGAGAGGCCUCGGUGUACUCAGGAGUGUGCACAGAGAUCUUCAAAACCGAGUGUGUGCUCUUCCAGAGAAAAGUCUACUGCUUUGUUCAUCUGAGCAUUCAGGAGUUUCUGGCUGCAGUCUACAUCUUCCACUGCUACACCAACAGGAACACAGAGGUACUGGCCAGAGUCAUGAGAACACACAAGAAUAAAGGAGUUGACAAUGAGCCAUCGUUGGAUAUCUUCCUGGAGAAAGUCAUGUCUGAAGCCCUGCGGAGCAAAAAUGGUCACCUGGACCUCUUUGUCCGUUUCCUUCAUGGCCUCUCACUGGAGUCCAACCAGAGGCUCUUAGGAGGCCUGCUGGGGCUCUUAGGAGGCCUGCUGGGUUGGAAAAAGAGCAGACCAGAACACAUCCAGAGAGUCAUCAACAACCUGAAGGGGAUGAACACCUACUUUGUCUCACCUGACAGAAGCAUCAACAUCUUCCACUGUUUGAUGGAGAUGAACGACCUCUCAGUACAUCAGGACAUCCAAGAGUUCCUGAAGUCAGAGAACAGAUCAAAGAAGAAACUCUCUGAGAUCCACUGCUCAGCUCUGGCCUACAUGCUGCAGAUGUCAGAGGAGGUUCUGGAUGAGUUUGACCUGCAGGCGUACAACACAUCAGAGGAGGGACGAAAGAGACUGAUCCCAGCUGUGAGGAACUGCAGGAAGGCUAGCUGCAGGUUGUCAGAGAGCAGCUGUGCUUCUCUGGCCUCGGCUCUGAAGUCCAACCCCCAUCUGACAGAGCUGGACCUGAGUGAGAACGAGCUGCAGGAUUCAGGAGUGAAGCUGCUGUCUGCUGGACUGGAGAGUCCAAACUGCAGACUGGAGACUCUCAGACUGAGGGACUGCAGCUUGACAGAGAGCAGCUGUGCUUCUCUGGCCUCGGCUCUGAAGUCCAACCCCCAUCUGACAGAGCUGGACCUGAGUGAGAACCUGCUGCAGGAUUCAGGAGUGGAGCUGCUGUCUGCUCUGGUGGAGAGUCCACACUGCAGCCUGAAGACUCUGAGGCUGGAACAUGUAAAAGACUGGACUCCAGCUUGCAGCCUGAGAGGAUAUGCCUGUGAUCUCACACUGGAUCCAAACACAGCGAACAGAGAGCUCCAUCUGUCUGAGGACAGCAGGAAGGUGACGAUGGAGAGAGAGAAGCAGUCGUAUCCUCGUCACCCAGACAGAUUUAACUGGAGGCCUCAGGUUCUGUGUAGAGAAGGUCUGACUGGGCGAUGUUACUGGGAGGUCCAGUGGAGUGGAUGGGUUUCUAUAGCAGUGACUUACAGAGGAAUCACAAGAAGUGGUGCUGACUCUCGGCUUGGAAACAAUGAACAGUCCUGGAGUCUGAGGUGCCGUGAUUACAGCUACACUGUCAGUCACAACAGGAAGUCCACCAGCAUCUCUGUCCGUCCCCGUGGAUCUCACAGAGUAGCAGUGGAUCUGGACUGCUCUGCUGGGACUCUGUCCUUCUACAGAGUCUCUUCUGACAGACUGAGACUCCUGCACACCUUCAGCUCCACCUUCACUGAGCCGCUCCUCCCUGCGUUUGGUUUGUGGUCACCUGGUUCUUCUCUUGUGGUUGAGCUGCCAGUUUCUCAGAAACAAACUCUGACCUGAAAGUGUUGAGAACAUGUUUGGCUGAUUUGUGAUUUAUAGUUACUGUUUUUUUGUUUGUUUGUUUUUUUAUUGUAACAGGCAUCUUGGUGGAUAAUUGUUACUGAUUGACUGGACAGGCGCGUAAAUAUAAUAAGUCAUUAUAAUGUUUGUAUAUUCAAAUUCUUAAUAUUGUGCAAAAGUGUCAUUUAAACCUCC